Diachasmimorpha longicaudata is the source of this 1283-nucleotide messenger RNA. Its product is annotated as ADP-ribosylation factor-like protein 3. Gene Ontology annotation, cellular component: cytoplasm; microtubule cytoskeleton. The coding region runs from base 110 to 652 and encodes 180 amino acids. The record is from RefSeq and is a predicted model, not a curated record. The transcript is spliced from 5 exons. Gene Ontology annotation, molecular function: GTPase activity; GTP binding. Lineage: Eukaryota; Metazoa; Arthropoda; Insecta; Hymenoptera; Braconidae. Gene Ontology annotation, biological process: cilium assembly.
CUCAGUAUCGUGGGUUACGAAAAAACAUCACAACAAAUCGUACGUCACAACGCGAGUAAUACGGUCUCAAGUGUCAGGAUACAAACAUUAGUCCUUCCGUCCGAAAAUAAUGGGACUGCUCUCUAUUCUUCGUAAAUUACGAUCUAAUCCGGACCGGGAGCUGCGGCUUCUGCUUCUGGGGCUGGAUAAUGCCGGAAAAACGACGAUUUUGAAGUCACUGGCUAGUGAAGAUAUAACUCAGGUCACCCCAACGCAAGGGUUCAAUAUCAAAAGUGUUCAGAGUGAAGGUUUUAAACUCAACGUCUGGGACAUCGGAGGCGCUAAAAAAAUUCGUCCCUAUUGGAGAAAUUACUUCGAGAACACUGAUGUACUUAUUUACGUGGUCGACAGUGCAGACUUGAAAAGACUCGAAGAGACCGGACAAGAGUUAUCCGAACUUUUACUAGAGGAGAAAUUACGUGGAGUUCCAUUACUAGUCUACGCUAACAAACAGGAUCUUGGGAAUGCGGUAACAGCUGCGGAAAUAGCAGAAGGUCUAGGGCUUCACAAUAUAAAGGAUCGAGACUGGCAGAUCCAAGCGUGCAUUGCGACAGAGGGAAAGGGCGUAAAGGAGGGACUCGAAUGGGCCUGCAAGAACAUUAAAAAAAAGUAAUACAAUCGAUACGCAGAGCUGAUUUCAACUAAGGAUUGAGAUAACGGAUAUAGAACAUCUGGAUAAUUUUGUACAUUUUACACGAUACUCCAUUUCGAAUUCUAUCUAAUAUUUACAAGACAAUUAUGAAAUAAUGUAAAUAUAUUGGGGAUGAAUCAGUAAUGCCUCUUAAUAAUGACAUAAACCACAUCGUACUGAAUCAUUAUUGCACCAAAAUUGAGACAUUUGACGAAUAUCACUCAAAAGCCCAACUCAGAAAUCAAUCGACUCGUCUCAUUUUACUACUUCGCUGCUGAGAUGAUGGACCAGCGGUGAAUAUUCUGAGCCAAAAUGUGACAUGAAGUGUAAUAUUUUCACCCAUUAAAUUACCAACAAAUCAUCAAACAUUCUCCAAUUAUUUAUCAGCACUGAUACUGAUUUUUUUCUUAAUAUCUAACAUACGGAUGUACACAAUAUGGUUGACAUCGUUUUCAAACCAUCCGGACACCUUUGCCAAAAUUACUGCGGUUCAAUUUGAGAGUUUCUGGUGGAUUUUCACAACUUCUGGCCUUUAUAACUCGUUGUGAAUGGCUUCCGUUGUCACACGAAUCUCCUCUUCGUGGAAAUCAUUGCAGUCAACGGGGAAUUUCUC